Molecule: messenger RNA, 2836 nt
Organism: Motacilla alba alba
Lineage: Eukaryota; Metazoa; Chordata; Aves; Passeriformes; Motacillidae
Gene: POMK
Product: protein O-mannose kinase
Exons: 2
Coding region: 327-1388 (353 amino acids)
Biological process (GO): protein O-linked glycosylation; carbohydrate phosphorylation; protein phosphorylation
Cellular component (GO): endoplasmic reticulum membrane
Molecular function (GO): carbohydrate kinase activity; protein kinase activity; ATP binding
Source: RefSeq, a predicted model, not a curated record
CGCCGCCGCCGCCACCGCCCCGCGCGGCCGCGCUUCCCGGUGUUUUCCGGCGUCAGGCGUCCCUGCCGCGCCGCCCGCAGCUCGGGCCCGCCUGCGCGGAAACGCGGGAGGAAGCGCGGCGCGGCGAGCGUCGAGCUCGCAGCCGCCUUCAACACGUCCCGCUGCCACGCGUGGCCUCUCGUCGUAGGCUGCAGGCGCAGGACCGCGGUGCUUGCGGGACGGCUGGGCAGCCGGCACUGAAAAAGCCGUACAGGCGUUCGUCCCCCGGCUGGGAAGAGGGUCCCGCUUAGCCUCCGUCUUUCCCGGAGGAUGCGGAAGGCACGGCCAUGGAAAAGAAACCGCAUUUCGUUAGGAGGGAGUUUCUUCCCAGAGAGGUGCCAUCCAUCUCGCUGGCGUUACUGCUUGCGGCCGUCCUGCUCCUUAAUGCCCUUCUCUACCUGUACCUCAACAAGUUUUCCAGCUCUCUGGGACGAGUCGAAACGGACUCUGGCCUCUGCCCUUUUGGGCAUUUCAAAUUCGGAGCGGUGAAGAAUUGUUCCCCGUGGCUUUCCUGCGAGGCCAUAAAUCGGGAAGUCAGGAAACUCAAGUGUGUUGGUGAAGGUGCUGUGAAAAAGGUCUUCCUUUCUGAGUGGAAGGAAAAGAAAGUGGUCCUUUCACAGCUCACCAACUCAGAGCUGAAGGAGGACUUUCUCCAUGGACUGAAGAUGCUGAAAGCCCUUCAGAGCAAGCAUGUUGUCCGGCUGCUUGGCUACUGUGAGCAGCAGUUCACAAUCCUCACUGAGUACCAUCCUCUUGGUUCACUGAGAGGCCUGAAUGAAACUCUCCACAUUCCCAAAUACAAGGGCAUGAACACCUGGCAUCGCAGGCUGAUGCUUGCUAUAGACUACGUGAGUGUCAUUCGGUACCUGCACAGCAGCCCCCUGGGCACCUUAGUGAUGUGUGACUCGAAUGACCUGGACAAGGUUCUCUCCCAGUAUCUCCUGACAAGUGACUUUCACAUUCUGGUGAAUGAUUUGGAUGCUUUGCCUCUUGUGAACAGGAGUGCUGGCAAGCUGGUGAAGUGUGGUCACAGGGAGCUCCGGGGUGAGUUUGUAGCUCCUGAGCAGCGUUGGCCCUAUGGAGAAGAUGUGCCAUUCGAAGAUGACCUCAUGCCUCCCUACGAUGAGAAAACAGACAUCUGGAAAAUCCCAGAUGUCUCCAAUUUUUUAUUGGGCCAUGUUGAAGGAAGUGACAUUGUACGACUGCAUCUGUUUGACAUCCAUGCAGCGUGCAAGAAGAAGGACCCGGCAGAACGGCCUUCUGCCCAAGAGGUCUUAGACACCUACAGGAAAGUUUUAACUCUGCUUAUUCGGGAGGCAGCCAUGCCUGGUACUAGAGAAAUGUUAUAGUGAAUCACCAGGCAAACAACGUACUGAUGUUUUAAGUUGAUGUCCUUCCUAUUUAAAUAGCUUGCCUGAUGGGCAAAAUCUCUGUCCCCAAAACUGAGAAGAAAAGAACAGCUGAACUUGUACCUCUUGAUUAAAAGAAAAAAAAUCCCCCCAGUCUAAAAGCUGUGCAAGCUUUCCAUUGGCAUGUUCAAUCUAGCAUUGAAAGAGGAGAAGGGAGAGAAAGGAAGUUGUGUGGGUGCUGGGGAAAUUUGUUCCUUAAGAAGUGAUAAAUUUUCUUUUGCAACAUUUACACAAAAAAUAUCUCAAAAAUUAGAGAAAAACAGGUAAAAAAUACCGGUCUGCCUUAACUUGUUAGUGAAGACUGGAGAGCAGAGACCAUGGCAUGCCCCACACAAGCUUUGUGCUGAUUGCUGUGGCUUUGGCCUAUGUUGCAUCCACAAAGCCCUCAUCUACUUUCCCACGUAGUAAAAGCCAUGGUCACUCAGAAAGGAGUACCCCAUUUCACUUCAGGUUUUGGUGAGCCCCACUGCCCGAGCUGCAGUGGCAGAAUCUCCCUGCUGGCUGGGGCAUAGGUUAUUUUUGGAGCCGUAUGGCUGUUGCUCUGUGGGCCCCGUAUCCCACACCAGCAAGUGUGUGGCCACUUAUGGAAGCAAGAAGAUGAUGCAGAUUCUGGAGAGUCUGCUUACAGACACAGGUUCUUGGUUUUCAAGCCUUUGUCCUGUGGUAUUCACAGAUAAGCUCUUUAGAAAUGAAGCUGUCAAAUGCAAGUCUCUUGCUCCUUUGUAAUCCACAGAAAUGCUGAACACUUUGGAAGAGAGCUGAAGUGUUUCUCUUUUUUUCAUUCACUUAUGCUGGCUUAGUGUCUUCAUGAUUUGAUGGAACAAGGAACUGAAAGAGAAUGUGUCUUCCACAGGAGUGAGCAUUAAACACAAUCUUUGGAAAAGAAAAUUCCUGUAUUCAGAGCAUACAACUCUACUGGGCCUGAAUUCAAAGUCCACUAAGCAUAGAGGAAGGCUGCUAAAAAGUAACCUUGUUUAGUGUGUUAGGAAAAAGCUUGAGGUAACCUACAUGGAUAUAACAGCCUGAUACCAACAGCUAGAGAGGAAGAACAAUGAUGCCUUAAUCCAGCAAUAGGCUGUGUUUGGUGGGACUGGGAUCCAGCAUGUAGUUCUCUUGGUGAAAAAACAGGAAUAAUAUGAAUGAGAAACAUGGACUCCAUCAUUGUCCACCUGAGGACUUUCUGUGCUGUAGACUAAAUCUUUGAAAGGCCUAAGAGACAACUUCCAUGUUGUGACCUGAGACGUGAUUUGUAAGCAGAGAAGUACACUGUCCUUUUUGCUCCUUUUUGAAGACUUUGGUUUUGUUCUUUUCUGUGCUGGGAUUCCUCUUCACAUAAACCAGCCAUGUUCUGACUGCGUUGAGAUCAUGCAGUCAUUUCAUAAUAUGUA